Messenger RNA from Pediculus humanus corporis (human body louse), 231 nucleotides. RefSeq lists its product as uncharacterized. The transcript has 2 exons. The record is from RefSeq and is a predicted model, not a curated record. NCBI's taxonomy places the organism in Eukaryota, Metazoa, Arthropoda, Insecta, Psocodea, Pediculidae. Bases 1 to 231 code for a protein of 76 amino acids.
AUGAAUAUAUGCAACCAAGGUGCAUCGUUCAAAGAUGGAGCCGUGGAAGGUUGCCUCAUUGGUUUGAGCAUCGGAGUCGUUUUAGGGUCAAUAAGAGCCGUGAGUUUGGAUGGAGUCCCACAUUCUGUCGAUGAAACACCGUGUAAAACAUUAAUAACACACGUUAUGGGCGGUAUAAUAUCCGGAGCAUUAAUCGGUGUUGUUUAUAUGACGAAAUUAUCACUUAAUUAA